GGAGGAGGAGGAGGAGGAGCCUCAGUCCGAGGAUGCCCGCCAGCUUCAGCUUCUGCGCCGCCCCGGCGGCCUCGCCCUGCGCCCGCCCCCCGACACGCGCGGACCUGCCAGCUGUUGGGGCGCGCCGCGCGGCAUCGUUUCAAGCGGCUGGCGGAUCGCCAGAGACGGCCUCAUGGCGUGCAUCGUCAGCCGUUUUUACCUGACAGCGAAGACUGAUAGGUUCCUAGUAGGGCCAAAAGAGGGCAUCGUGACUCCCGAGGGGGGUCUGGGCGGGAUCCAGACAGGGUGCCCCGGGACCCCCCCGGGAAACCGGAGAUUCCUUUUUUAGCCAACAGUAACGCACUUCGUGUUCUUCGAGUUCCCAGAACUCCAUUCCUGGGCAUGAUUUCUUCGAGAUUCCCAAAACUCCAUUCCCGGGCCACAUUUUG
This is a messenger RNA of Prorocentrum cordatum, 428 nucleotides long. Lineage: Eukaryota; Dinophyceae; Prorocentrales; Prorocentraceae. The record is from the annotation of a GenBank genome assembly.